AUGUGUCAGUUUUUUGUCUUCAUGGCUCCCGAUUUCUACGAGUUUGUGGACCAGUUCGGAACCAUUAGCGAUAUUCUCUUCAAUGGUUCGGCGGGGGGCCUUGUGAAGCUACUUGCUGUACCAGUCCCGCCCGCGCACUACUACUCUACCCACGGCCGCCUGUCUCCCGGUCGUCCAUCCGCGAAGCGCAAGCAUGAAAACCUCGAGGAGCAGCCUGCCCGAGAUUGGAAAAGACCCAAAGUGCAGCGUGGCAGUCAGCUUCAAGAGCGCAAGCGGACCGGCAUUCAUACCCUCCCAACCGAGUUGCACGACCUCAUCAUCGACCACCUCGACAUGGAAGAUGUCUUCAACCUUUGCAUCUCGAAUCGUUAUUUCUGGAACAUUGGCCUGGGGCGCAUCCGAGACUACAUCAUGUCACACCUGGGCACCUGGGCCGGCGAGCGCAUUGUCUGCGUAGGCGAGGGCGUACACGUUGGAGAUUAUCCUCCAGCCAUGUAUACCGACGACGAGAGAGUUAGAAAUCGCGAACAGCUCGACGAGAUGACCCUCUGGGAAUUCCAGGAGUGUGAGGGAUUUAACCAAGUCGUCCGUGUCCGUGUCCCUGAUACCUUCUAUCGCCAGCUCAAGCACCCCGACACAGCAUCAUCUCUGCGGCAACUUGGGUCUUACGCUUCAUGUGUGCUCGCCGAGGCUCGACCGGAUCUUCGUUCGUUCUACCCCGACGACCAACCCUGGAUCCUUCGGAACUUGACGACAAAGGAAUACGUACGGUCAGAAGCGAUUGCACUGGAACCAGAGCACAUUCAUGGCCCUCACAUCGAUUAUAUCGGUUUCGGAGAAGUCCUCGUGUCUCGCAUAUGCUGGACCGCCGACGGCACCACCAUUGGCAUGGAAUCCAAGAACAUACGAAGAGGCGUCUGGGCCGGACACCGUUUCGAUAUUACAACACUCGCGAGGCACAACAAGGAGACAAAGAAGGGUGACUGGCGUGACAUCAGUAAGGAAGUCGCCGAAGAACUUGCGGAAAUCUGGGAGACUGAAUUCGGAAGCAACUGGCGCGAAGAGACAAUGUACGGCGUACAAUAUUGGCGCGAAGAGAUAGACUGCAGGAAAGACCCUGGAUUACUUCGUGCAAGAAAUUGGUAG
Messenger RNA from Diplodia corticola, 1146 nucleotides. RefSeq names its product f-box domain containing protein. Lineage: Eukaryota; Fungi; Ascomycota; Dothideomycetes; Botryosphaeriales; Botryosphaeriaceae. The record is from RefSeq and is a predicted model, not a curated record. The transcript has 2 exons. Gene Ontology annotation, molecular function: protein binding. Bases 1 to 1146 code for a protein of 381 amino acids.